UUACUUUACUUUUCUAGAGAAGUUUCAAAAAAUUUCAAGGAUGAAUAAAGUUAGAAAAGUGACGGCAGAGAAGAAAAAUCUUAGGACCACAUCGCCCCAGCUGGCCAGCUUAUAUAUCCAUCCCAGAAACUUCCCCCUACACACUUGACUUUUUUUUCCCCUUCCUUUCAACCAAACACAGAAAACUGUGUGUUGUGAGGCCAAAUCCAUAUCAAGAUCAAAAUGAUGCAAACGGAGCAUCUUCCCCACACACACUCUUCUCCCAGCUUCAGCAGCUACUCCUCUUCUGAGACCUUCGCUCAAAUUGCCGCCAGAGUCAUCCAAGAACUUCAACAAGACCCUCUCUACGCCAACGACCUCCUUUUUCCCUCCUCAUGGCCCCAAAACGACUUCCAACAUGACCAAAACGACAACGACGACGAUGACAACAACGAAGACGACGACGAAUUCGAAUUCUCCCUCGUUUCCAGAGAUAUUGCCUCCUCCCCCGUCUCCGCCGACGACAUUUUCCACAACGGCCACAUCACUCCAAGCUACCCACUCUUCGGCCGACACGUCCUCCUCAACGGCGUCUUCUCGGAUUCUCCGCUUCCCGCCAGUGAAACGACUCCGGCACCGGCACCGGCACGGCGACGUUUGCCUCUGAGGGCUCUGAUGUUGGAGGAGCACGAAAACAACAGCAAAAACGAACUGGAAGGUGUGGCGGAGGGAAGCUACUGUGUGUGGAACCCAAAGAGCUGCAAGAAGAGCAGCUCUGCCGGUUCUGGUUCUUCGAGGAGAUGGAAGCUUCGAGAUUUGUUACUCAGAAGCCAUAGCGAUGGCAAGGAACCGAUUCUGUUUAUUAAUAACAGCAAGGCCGUGCUGCCAAAUCAAAAUGGCUCGGCCGCCGUGAAGGAUGGUGGAGAGAGGUCUAAGAGGAGGUUGUUCUUGCCUUACCGCCAAGAGAUUCUGGGGCUUUUUGGGAAUAAUAAUAAUAAUAAUAGUGGAGUUGGUAGAGAUUCGCAACCUUCUUCAAAUCCCAACUAGGUUCCUACUUUUUCUUUCUUCUUUUUGGUUUGGGGUCCUCAAAAUUAUACUUGUUGGUUCUCCCUCUUUUCUUUUCUGCCUUGUUGAAUUCCAAGUCCACUGCCUUUCUUCUUUAUUAUUAGGGCUCUUUUGAUUUUGUUUCAUUUGUUUGUUAAGUUAAUCUCUAAUAUAGUUAUGAAUAUAUAGUACUAGUUUUGUUAACGUGAUAAUAAGAUUCACCGUAUAUACAAACUAGCGGUCUGCGUAAUAUAUUGUGACGAGAGAAGUGUAUAUUCUAUGAUUUAAUAUUUUUCCAUUAA
Messenger RNA from Arachis ipaensis, 1325 nucleotides. RefSeq lists its product as uncharacterized. The record is from RefSeq and is a predicted model, not a curated record. NCBI's taxonomy places the organism in Eukaryota, Viridiplantae, Streptophyta, Magnoliopsida, Fabales, Fabaceae.